GCGACAUUUUGGCAAAUUGGGCAAAAGCAACACCAAAUCAGUGGUUGUUGCGAAAUGGUCAAUAUGGAUUCACUGAAAGUUUCAGGAUUGCUAUGUUUUUGUAUCUUUAGUUUGCUAGGAUAUUCUCAAGCCCAUUUUGUUCGUGUUGCUACUAGAAAAGGGCGAGUCCUCGGAAAAAGGACAAGAUAUGAUUACGGAAUUGAUUCGGUUUCCAAUACCGUUGACGCGUUUCUUGGAGUUCACUAUGCCGAUCAGCCAGUUGGUAAUCUACGAUUUAGAGAUCCAAAACCGGUGAGGGUGUCCCCACCCGCGGGCACUAACAACUUAAAUCUUGGUCCAAGAUGCAUCCAAAUGCCUGCCUUCCUCUACAGUGUGUCGAGUGAAGCUGAUGUGAACGAUACAAUGAGGGAAGACUGCCUCGUGCUGAAUAUCUAUUCUCCCGCUCAGCAUGUAAAAGCGACGUAUCCGGUGAUGGUCUGGAUCCACGGUGGAAGUCUUCAAGUCGGCUCCGGUAACUGGUUUGAUGGUCAUGUCCUCGCCCAGUUCGGCGUUGUGGUGGUGACCGUAAACUACCGCCUUGGAGUCCUAGGUUUUCUCAGCGAUGGUGAUGUUGACUCGCUUCCUGGCGAUUACGGUAUAUUUGAUCAAGUUAUGGCGCUCCGAUGGAUCAAAAACAACAUCCGGGAAUUUCGAGGUGAUCCGAACAAAGUGACCAUAUUUGGUAGUAGUGCGGGAGCAUGGAGUGUCUCGCUUCAUCUGUUGAUGAAGUGGUCUCAAGGGCUAUUCCACCGUGCCAUUAUCCAGAGCGGCCCCCUGAAUGCCAAGCUAAGCCAUUUCAACUCGCCAACGUCCGUGAAAGAGGCCCUACUGUCUGUUGGUGAAUCCCUGAACUGCAACACAGAUGACGCGGAUCUUCUCCUGCAGUGUCUUAGAAAUGUCGAUGCUGAGCUAUUUAGCGAAGAAGAACAUGCAACUGAUAUGAACGGCCGAUUCCAAGUCUUAUGGAAGGGUAGUCGGGUCCUCCCAACCGAACCAGUAAAGAUGCUGAAGCAAGGAUACUUAAACCGAGUUCCUGUGAUGAUUGGCGAUGUUCAGCACGAGGCCGCCCGAUUCUUAUGCAUCUUUGCCAUUCAAGAAAAUGUGCCCAUUGAUGAGAAUGGCAACUUCAGGGGCUUUCUCGACAACGACACCGCAGAAGUAAAGCAUGCAGCUUUGAUGGAAUCCCUUGACCAAAUCCUCGGCAUGUCCAAUAUUGACCUCUCAGAGACGAUGAAGAAGGUGGUAAUUGGUAAAUACUUCACUCCAGAUGUCAUGAUGGACAGGAAGAAAAUAACAAAGACGUUGGUUGAGUUGUUCUCAGAUAUCAUCAUGGUAGCGCCAGCAGUGCAGACGGCGAAGAUUCUCCGUUCGCGCGGACUCACUCCCUACUUCUACAUGUUUAGCCAUUCGCUUUCAAUAGACAUCAACAAUCCUUUCGCUUGUAGCUGGCUAUCGGACUACAGCUAUCACGAAACCGAACUACCAUUCGUGUUCGGGAAUCCCAUCUCCAAGGCGUGGUCCAAGUCAGUAUGGCAUACGAACAGAUACACGGCGCAAGAAAGAAAUCUCAGUUUAUCGGUGAUGAAAUUGUGGGCAGAUUUUGCGAGAAACGGUGAGCCAUCCCCAGAGUUGACAUGGGAACCGUUUGGCGAAGAAACGUACGAUUAUCUGGAAAUCAAGACUGGGUCAUUCGAAAACAAGCAGAACCUUCGAAAGAGAAAGGUGGACUUCUGGAUAAAAAUAUUUGAUGCGAGAGAGCCAAACAACACAUAAGCCGAGUUUCGCCUAAGGGAAAGCCUAACCUAUAGACUCUAUUAAUACAGGUUGUUAUUUACAAGCCAGUGCUUAAAACCUUACGCAUGACGACGAAAAAAACACCUCAAUUGGUUUCAAUACAUUUACGUAUCCGUGUACGCCUAUAGUUUUUGAGAUAGUAACCUUCGAAAAGAAAUCGUAUCGAGUACUAAACUAUCAAUCGGAUUGAAAUUUAUGUCCAUUUAAUACAUAAUAUACAUUAUCUUUCAUUUACAUAAUUCACAACUUUUUACAAAACACGUUCAGUAUUAUUUGCACUCUGUAACCAAAAGCACCUAAAUAAUUAACAAUAUUACCAGUCAGCGUCUUCAUGCAAUCUUUGCUUCUAUGCGCCGAAGUAGUUGAUUUCCAACACGAAGGCAGUUACACAUACAAGCAAACACAUAAGCCAAAAGACAGUACAUACCAAAUUAUUACCACAGUAGUGGCGAUAUCUUAUUGACGCUAGUUCAGUCACGCAUUGCACGGUGAAUGUUGUAUCAUGAAGCUAUUUCAAUACGUACAAGUAAAAUUACAAAUGUUUUAGGAACCCCAGAUAGGUUUCGAGUCGAGAAUACCACGUUGCCUGUGUUAUUUUGCACUUGUUAUUUUAUCAACCAACUUCAGGAAUAUUCAUGUCUUGCUCUAUAUAAAAUGAUAUAGGAUUUUCUCACAAUCUGGCACACGUAACAAUACACAGUUUUGCUUCUUAUUUUAAUCAAACCCAAACGCAUGACUCACAAAGGCGGAGCACGGCGACAUUCUACAGAAACUAGAUGUAUCCAGUAAUCACCGACAAAUUCACUACCGCCUCCUACCCCAGAAAUAUGCAAUGGCAGGUCGACCAUCAAGCCAAAAGUAAACCGAAUUCUUCUCCAUCAAGAAAAUAUCAGGCUUCACCCUUUAUUGAAAUGCUUUCUGUAAACCUUUUCGUCAAGGAAUAAACUGUAAGGCUUCGUCACAGCAUACGUCGGUUCAUGUACGAUGUAAGAAUGUAUGACCGUGCCGUUCAUUUUUAACGUUUCCUUCACGCCGCCUUUUGCUUCUUCUCUAAAAACAAACGGAUACUUGUGUUUGAGUUUGUUA
This is a messenger RNA of Lineus longissimus, 2919 nucleotides long. Its product is annotated as carboxylesterase 5A-like. The coding region runs from base 55 to 1812 and encodes 585 amino acids. The transcript is spliced from 10 exons. The record is from RefSeq and is a predicted model, not a curated record. Lineage: Eukaryota; Metazoa; Nemertea; Pilidiophora; Heteronemertea; Lineidae.